AUGCUGGCAGGAGACCCACAGAGACUGCCUGAGGGCAGAAACCAUCAGCGCAAGCUCUCCCAGACCCCUCAUCCAGACCAGGGACCUACACCAAAGUCCCGCAAGAAGCUUCAAGUUAUCAUUUGUGUGCUGCUGGUGGAGCUAUGUGAGAGAUUCACCUUCUUUGGCAUUGUAUGUAACACAAUUCUCUUCUGCACUGUGAAGCUGGGCUACGACAACUACCUGGCUGCGACAGUCAACCUGUGCUUUAUAGGAGCCAGCACCCUGACCCCAGUGCUGGUUGGGUGGUUUGCAGAAACCUGCUUAGGAAGGAGCAAGGUGCUCUACUUGUGCGCUUUCCUUCAUUUCUUUGGCACAGCCAUGCUACCUGUGGUGGCUUUCCCUUUUGAGGAUUUCUACAUUGACACCCAUCACAUGACCCACCAUUUGGACCCUCGGGAGCAGCAGAUCCUAUUCUACACAGGCCUCCUGGCUGCUGCACUGGGCAUCGGUGGCAUCCGGGCCAUUCUCUGUCCCAUGGGAGCAUACAGUCUGCAGGGUUACAACCAGCACCAGCUACUAUCCUUCUUCAACUGGUUCUACUGGUUGGUCAACCUGAACUCCACUGUUGUGUUUCUGGGUAUUGCUUAUAUCCAGCAGUCUGUGGCCAAAAAUCUGGGUUUCCUUAUACCCUUCACCUCUGUGCUGCUGGCACUCAUUGCCAUACACAUGAUGCGCAACAAACUCACCUACAAACCAAAGAAAGGGGGAUCCUUACUGACCACGUUAGGAGUCUUCCUUAACUCUCUCAAGAUGUGCUGCCUUCAUUAUCGCCACCUGAGUGGAGAUGUGGCAUCUUGGCUGGACAGGGCCAAGGAAAACAACGGUGGCCGUUACAGCGAGACACAUGUAGAGAACGUCAAAGUCCUGGCCAAGCUUUUCCCUCUUUAUGGUCUUCAGCUGCUGUACAGAGCCUGCAUCACACAGAUUCCUUCAGGUUACUACAUACAGACAAUGAACUCAAACCUUCACCUGCAUGACCUCCUGUUGCCGAUUGGUGCCAUGAAUGUAAUCAGCAUCCUGCCUCUGCUGCUGUUGGCCCCGCUGAUCGAGUGUGUGACGACCUGCUACCUCUCUAAGAAUAAAAUUCCUUUGGCACCCGUAAAAGUUAUUACUCUGGGCCAUGUGUGUGCAGCUCUAUCGGCCCUGGUGGCAGGUUUAUCUGAGCUGCACAGGAAGGCUUACCCACUGGUGGAGCAGACUCUCUCUGGGAAGGUUCUGCAAGUUUCGUCCAUGCCGUAUUUCCAGCUGGCUCCCCAAUACAUCCUACUGGGUCUUGCUGAGGCACUUGUGACCCCUGCAUGCUCCCUAAUAUCUUUCCAGCUGACCCCAAGCCACAUCAGAGGAAUCUCCCUGCACUUUCUUACGCUGUCAUACGGAGGCGGCUGCUUUCUAGGAGCCUUCAUCAUUCAGCUGCUGUACUUUGCGUCAGGAGGUAACUUCUACCCAAACACACUGCAUGAUGGGAAUCUUGAAAGAUUCUUCUUUCUCCUGGCCACACUCAUGGCUAUAAAUACCUUUGUGUUUUGGAGUAUAUCUGACAGGUACAUGGACCUGAGUGUGCGGGGUAAAGCACUGACUACCAGCCCUUUGACUGAGAAGCUGCUGCAAUACAAAGCCUGUCUGCGGUUCUAUGAUACUGUGGAUCACUCCUACACAAAUGCCUCCAUUGAAUCCAUUUUAUGA
Molecule: messenger RNA, 1725 nt
Organism: Scomber japonicus (chub mackerel)
Lineage: Eukaryota; Metazoa; Chordata; Actinopteri; Scombriformes; Scombridae
Gene: slc15a5
Product: solute carrier family 15 member 5
Exons: 9
Coding region: 1-1725 (574 amino acids)
Biological process (GO): transmembrane transport
Cellular component (GO): membrane
Molecular function (GO): transmembrane transporter activity
Source: RefSeq, a predicted model, not a curated record